Molecule: messenger RNA, 1338 nt
Organism: Peronospora farinosa
Lineage: Eukaryota; Oomycota; Peronosporomycetes; Peronosporales; Peronosporaceae
Source: the annotation of a GenBank genome assembly
AUGAAGCACGUCCGACAGCACGUCCACAAGUUUGCAAGCGGCCGCGCUUCCGGCUACGGAGCCGCCUACACGCUGCCUGUAUUCGUGACGGUAGCGGCCAUCUCGCUGUGGGUAAACGCGAUCCACUUGCAAUGGCUCGGACUCGCACACGUCGUGCUGCUAACUAAAUUGGUGCUGCUGCUAGCGGUGCACGAACUGCUCCGACCCUUUUGCCUCUCGUUCAGAGGUGUCUGUAUCUUAGCGGCUCAUGUUGGUUCAGCAGCCAAUGUUGCCGUGCUGCAGUUUGUCAGGCGAGGACUGCAUCCAAAAUUCUUGGAGUGGACACUCUGGUACGAGUGGUUCCAAGCCAUCGCGUUCACUGCCGGUCAACGGAACGGCGGUCACAUCCUUAAAAUGCCCAACGCAGUGGCAUUCCGACGCAACUUCGAGCUCAUUGGACGGCUGCUGGGGACAUGGGCGUGCUUGCGUCACGGCAACAAACUCGAGAGCUUCCGAUAUAACGGGCUCGAGCAUCUAUGGCUGCGUUCUAAAUCCAACAACAAGAAGAUGGAGAGCAAGAGACGGAUCGUGAUACUGUAUUACCAUGGCGGAGGCUACGCUCUCUUCAGCCCACGCUUCUACGUGGAGUUCGCGAAUCGCCUGCUGACUCAAGUCCAGAGCCAGCUUCGAGCUGUUUGUCAGGAUUCCAACGACUCCAUGGACGUGCAGAUUUUGCUCGCUAACUACCGAAAGCUACCCGAGGUUUGCUUUCCUACGCCUCUGGAUGACGCUAUGGUCAUGUUUGACUACCUUGUCAAGCACGAGAAGGUCUCACCACGGAACAUCAUUAUGGCUGGCGACAGUGCUGGCGGUGGCUUAGUGCUCGCUACGCUACUGAGACUACGUCGAAUGAGGCGUGACAUGCCUCUCGCGGCAUUGUGCAGCUGCCCGUACGCAGACUUGUCAUCCGACGUGGCCGUGUCGGAGCACUGCUACAUCUCCAAGUCCAUGCUGGAUGCCAUCCGAGACUUGUGUGUCCAGGAGACUCCGUGGUCUUCGUGGCGUGAAGGCGCCAUGCUGCAGACAGAUCUGCAUGGACUGCCCCCGCUGUUCAUCCAGACGGCAGAGUUCGACAUCUUGCAUCAGCAAUCACUGCAGCUCGCCAAGAACGCCAAAUCCGGUAGCGUGCACGUGGAAUUGGACGUCCAUAAGCACAUGCCUCACGUGUUCACUCUCUUCCCUCACUUCAUCAUGCCACAGUCGUCCGUCGGUAUCAAGAGGCUCGCUGCUUUCGUCUCGCGGCAGGUGACAGCUUAUCGAUUUCCUGUACAACUUCCAAUGGCAGCUCCAGCAUUCUGA